This is a messenger RNA of Symbiodinium pilosum, 278 nucleotides long. NCBI's taxonomy places the organism in Eukaryota, Dinophyceae, Suessiales, Symbiodiniaceae. The record is from the annotation of a GenBank genome assembly.
AUGUUGGCUGUGGCACCAUACCCAGGCGGAGAAAGCCGCGCGGAGUUCUUGCGGCGCUCCGCGAAGGAGCGAGAAGACCGCGAGAGAAAGCGCAUUCGGGAGCUGGCAGCCACCAGAAUCCAGGCGCGCUGGAGAGGUAAAGCCACGCGCAAGGCAGUGACAAAUGAGAUGCGAGCUAUGUUUGAUGCUCGCAUGGCGGACCUGGCGAAGGUGGAGGGCUACCUACCACCUGAAAAGAGACCUGAGCUCGUCCUGACUGCCACGUUUCGACGUUACUU